Thalassophryne amazonica is the source of this 1858-nucleotide messenger RNA. RefSeq names its product PRP4 pre-mRNA processing factor 4 homolog (yeast) (gene prpf4). The transcript is spliced from 15 exons. The record is from RefSeq and is a predicted model, not a curated record. NCBI's taxonomy places the organism in Eukaryota, Metazoa, Chordata, Actinopteri, Batrachoidiformes, Batrachoididae. The coding region runs from base 71 to 1603 and encodes 510 amino acids. Gene Ontology annotation, cellular component: U4/U6 x U5 tri-snRNP complex. Gene Ontology annotation, molecular function: U6 snRNA binding; protein binding; U4 snRNA binding. Gene Ontology annotation, biological process: mRNA splicing, via spliceosome.
GUCGUGCGUUGUUCGGACGCUUCGUUUUGUUUUCGGUCGCCGCCACUCAGAGGCAACAACAGAUGUUGAAAUGUCUGACGAAGACGAGGCAGCACCACCUGUGAAGAAGAGUCGUGUUUUCUAUGGAAGCCUGGAGGAAAAGGAGCGCGAGCGGCUGAGCGCACAUGCAACAAGUGGCUCAAAGACAGGAAGUGAUGCUGUCAAAGCUGGAAUUGAGGCGGGAAACAUCAACAUCUCCUCUGGAGAGACUCUGGAGCUGGAGGAGCGGGUCAACGAGCGGCAGCAGGAGGCGUUAGCUGAGUUCGAGAGGCGGCGGCGAGCGCGGCAGAUCACAGUCUCCACAGAUGACGCUGAGGUGAAGGCCGGCCUCCGAGCUCUGGGAGAGCCAAUCACACUGUUUGGGGAGGGUCCAGCUGACCGCAGAGAGAGGUUGCGCAGUAUUCUGUCUGUUAUUGGGCCAGACGCUCUGAAGAAAUCCAGAAAGGAUGAGGAGAGUGCCAAAAGGUCGCAGGAAGAGUGCCAACAGACAUGGUACCACGAAGGCUCCGCCUCCCUGAAGGAAGCACGCCUCUGGUUAGCUCGAUACUCUCUGCCUCGAGGCAUGUGGCGCCUGGAGGCAGCGCGAGCACAGAGGGAAGUUUCCGAGGCAACCAGGACGCUCCGACAGCAAGAGCUGCACAAGAGCCUGAGGAAUCUGAACAAUUUCUGCAGUCAGAUUGGUGAUGACCGGCCAAUCAGUUUCUGCCACUUCAGCCCCGACUCCAAAAUAUUAGCCACUGCUUCAUGGAGCGGUUUGUGCAAGCUAUGGUCCAUCCCAGAAUGCAGCCUGAUUCGCACACUGCGAGGCCACAGCACCAACGUGGGUGCGGUGGUUUUCCGCCCACAGGCUGGAGUCGCUUUGGACCAAUCAGAUGUCAAUCUAGCCUCAUGUGCUGCCGAUGGGUCAGUGAAGCUUUGGAACCUGGAGAGUGAUGAGCCGAUGGCGGACAUUGAGGGUCACAGUGAGCGAGUGUCUCGGGUGGCGUGGCAUCCUUCUGGAAGGUUCCUGGGGACCACAUGCUAUGAUCAUUCAUGGCGUCUGUGGGACCUCGAGGCUCAGGAGGAGAUUCUGCACCAGGAAGGACACAGCAAAGGAGUUCAUGACCUCCACUUCCACCCUGAUGGCUCACUGGCUGCUACAGGAGGGCUGGAUGCCUUUGGCAGGGUGUGGGACCUUCGUACUGGGCGUUGUGUCGUUUUCUUGGAGGGACAUCUGAAGGAGAUCUACAGCCUGCAUUUCUCCCCCAAUGGGUAUCACCUGGCAACAGGAAGUGGUGAUAACACAUGUAAGGUGUGGGAGCUGAGGAACAGGAAGUGUCUGUACACAGUCCCCGCCCACCAAAACCUGCUGUCUGCUGUCCGCUUCCAACCCACCGAUGGUCAUUUCCUGUUGACGGGAGCGUACGAUAACACAGCGAAGGUUUGGAGUCACCCAGGCUGGACACCACUCAAGACGCUGGCUGGACAUGAGGGGAAGGUGAUGGGCGUGGAUGUGUCACCUGACGGGAAAUUGAUUGCCACAAGUUCUUACGACAGAACCUUCAAACUGUGGCUAUCUGACUGAAGUCACAACAGAAGAAUUGAGCUGCGCUACUGUUCUGUGUGUACUUUGAGGUCCAUAAGUAUUUGGAUGGGGACGGCGCUGUCAAUCACAGUGUAACGAGUGAGCUCAUAAAAACUGUCUGCUUUAGUUUGGGACCAGUCACAUCAGAACCCCACUGAAUAAACUUAAAGAAAAAAGUUGCAAAUAUUUAUGGAUCUAACUGUGUGAGUCUCUGUUUUAUACUUCAAUAAAGGAUCACUUGUGUUUUUACUGAUA